Molecule: messenger RNA, 3733 nt
Organism: Chionomys nivalis (European snow vole)
Lineage: Eukaryota; Metazoa; Chordata; Mammalia; Rodentia; Cricetidae
Gene: Znf496
Product: zinc finger protein 496
Exons: 10
Coding region: 441-2183 (580 amino acids)
Biological process (GO): regulation of transcription by RNA polymerase II
Cellular component (GO): nucleus
Molecular function (GO): DNA-binding transcription factor activity, RNA polymerase II-specific; RNA polymerase II cis-regulatory region sequence-specific DNA binding
Source: RefSeq, a predicted model, not a curated record
UGCAGGAAGUGUCCCAGGGGAGGGAGCCGGAGGGCUCCGGCCUUUCCUUUCCGCGGCGGCCCGGCCUGCGCGGCCCGCCAACAGGGACGCUGCUCAGCGGCGUCUCCCUUCGCUCCCAAGCCCAGCUGAUGCUUUCUAGAUGAUCCCGAGACAGGGUUGGCCUGCCCAGGGACGGAGUCUGGCCCCUGCAGAGGAGCCGCCUCGGCCAAGACACCAAGGAGACCGGGCUGGAAGGUGAGAACCUGCAGCCCUGCAGUCCCAGGCUUCGAGGCGAAGAGCCAUCUAACCUGGAAGAGUUUCAAUUUGUGACGAUCUCAAGAACAAAGACAGUGACUUUGGUGCCAAAGCUUCAAGAUUGUGGCUUGCUGGGGCUAUAUCCUCCAAGAGGACCUGUCCCCCAAAGGGCCGUCUUCUGCCGCUGACCCCCAUCAAAUCCCAUCAUGCCCACAGCCCUGUGCCCACGAGUCUUGGCUCCAAAGGAAAGUGAGGAGCCCAGGAAAAUGCGGAGUCCUCCUGGAGAGAACCCCAGCCCUCAGGGUGAGCCUCCCAGCCCAGAGUCCUCUCGCCGCCUCUUCCGCCGGUUCCGCUACCAGGAGGCGGCAGGCCCACGGGAGGCCCUGGAGCGCCUCUGGGAGCUGUGCCGGGGCUGGCUGCGGCUUGAAAGGCACACGAAGGAGCAGAUCCUGGAGCUACUGGUGCUGGAGCAGUUCCUGGCCAUCCUGCCAUGGGAGAUCCAGAGUUGGGUGCGUGCCCAGGAGCCGGAGAGUGGAGAGCAGGCUGUUGCUGCAGUAGAGGCUCUGGAACGGGAGCCAGGGAGACCCUGGCAGUGGCUCAAGCACUGUGAAGACCCGGUCGUGAUUGACGAUGGCGAUGUGCCUGGGCCUCAGGACCUUGAGCAAGAGCGAGUGUCAGCGGAGUCCCUGAGCAACCCUGAUGCCCAACCUGUGGCCCUUGCACAGGGCCUAGGGCUCCUCAGCAGACCACCAGGCCAGCCCACUGAGGACCCAGUUCCGCAAGAUGGUUUCCUUGUUCAGGAGCAGAGUGUCAGGGACGCCCAGCCGGUGACCACCUGCCAGCUGCCCCCGAACCGAGUUUCUCCAUUUAAGGAUAUGAUCUUAUGCUUCUCAGAAGAGGACUGGUCCCUUCUGGACCCAGCGCAGACUGGUUUCUACGGAGAAUUCAUCAUUGGGGAAGACUACGGGGUCUCCAUGCCUCCAAACGACCCUGCAGCUCAGCCAGACCCCUCACCUGAAGAGAACGGGCCACGGGUCAUAGAGAUGCCAGCCCUCCAGGGUAAAGACGCACCCCAGGUCUCCUGCCUAGACCUUCCCAGUCUCCAGCCAUUCCAAGAAGAAGAAAGGAAAUGGGAGGAACUGCAGGUGCCAGAGCUCCAGUCCUGCCAGCAGGUGGCGCUCACUCAGAGUCCUUGUCCAGGAGGUGAUCCACCACCCCUAAAGAAUAGCCUGGACCAGGAGGUGACCAUUGAGAUCGUGCUGUCCGGUUCUGGGGAUGAGGACUCCCAACACAGCCCAUAUUGCACAGAGGAGCUGAGGAGCCCUGCAGAAAAGCCCCAUAGUCUCUCGACCCACCGCAACAGCACGGAGGUUGGGGGCGAGGUGCAAACCUCACAAAAGUCUUAUGUGUGUCCAAACUGUGGGAAGAUCUUCCGCUGGAGGGUCAACUUUAUCCGCCACCUGCGCAGCCGCAGGGAGCAGAAGCCACACAAAUGCUCAGUGUGUGGAGAGUUAUUCAGUGACAGCGAGGACCUGGAUGGACACCUGGAGACCCAUGAGGCCCAGAAGCCCUACAGGUGCACUGUCUGCGGAAAGAGCUUCCGCCUCAACUCACACCUUCUCUCCCACCGACGGAUCCACUUGCAUCCAGACAAACAGCCACCAGUGAAGAAGAGCGAGGAGGAUGCCUUGGAAACAGAGGGCACAGGUACCCAAGCCCUGCUGGAGAAGAGCAAGGCUAAGCUGGGCUUCCAGUGUGGGAACUGCGGGAAGGGCUUCCAGCGACACGACCAUCUGGUGAGACACCGUAGCCACUGUCACCUGAAAAGUGAGGCUCGUCCCCUCCAAUGUCGGUACUGUGUCAAAACUUUCCGGCAGAAUUACGAUCUCCUCCGCCAUGAGCGCCUGCACAUGAAGCGCCGCUCCAAGCAGGCUCUGAACUCAUACUGAGCGGGACGCGGCCCUACAAACUAGUCCCUGCCCUAGCACAAAGCCCGAACCACCUGCCCUUUGCUCUCAGGUAGUGUCCAACUUCUGGUGCCAUGCCUCUUCCUCCCCAGAUAAAAAGUAGCCACCUGAGCACUCCUUCUACUGUGCCAAAACCCAGGGAGGUGAGGCAACUGUGCAUCUUAGAGACCUUUAGUCACAUGCUCCAGCCCUCAGAGGGACUGGGCUGCCCCAUCCCAUGCCUUCUAAGGGUGAGGUAUGUGCAGUGGGGAGCUGGCCUAAAGCCCUGACCCUGGUCCUGUCCUCAGAAGUCAGUUCGAGGUCAUUGUGUCUAGGAGAGUGUCCCACAGAUGGCCAGGAGGGCCUUUGGGGUCUGGGAAUUGUCAUGAGACCCGAUUUGGCCAGGCCACUGACCAUAUGGGGAUCAGCAGCUCACAUUUUAAAUGUGUGCACCUGUCCCAACAUGUCUUCAUUGUGCCCCAAAGAUCCUUCAUAAAUCUGUGAUGGAAACUGCCUGUCACCACCCUGAGUCCUGCGCUCUGUCAGCCCAUCAAGGCUCUGCUGGGCGAGCCAAGCCCGGGGACAGAAGCUUCCGUGAAGCUGCGUCCUUCAAGGGUACCCAGUCCAAGGCAGCCUGUUUAGUUCCCUGACUGUUGGGACUGUGCUAAACCUGAGCUCUUCUAACACCAGCAGGGGGCAUUGUCCCAGCCGUGAGGCUGCAAAGGCUGAGGGCUGGUGUCAGCAGGGUUGGCUCUCUGAGGCUAGAAGAGGGAAGGAAUCAUCCUGGGACUGACGUCACUAACCCUUGUCUGUAGCCCUGGGCUGCAUACUGCACAGAGGAGCCCUGCACAAACGUCUUUGCCUUCGUCUCCACUGUGUCGGUCUCCAAACUUGACCUUUUGUACAGGAUCCCAGUUUUUGGGUUGGGGCACUAACCCUGUCUGUCACAGCUGAACCCCACCUACAUCUGGAGUGGCCGUUUCCAAAUAAAGUCACAUCUUGAGGUGCUAGGAAUAAGGACUUCAACUCUGGAGUUUGAGUGGACAUAGCCAAACCCCAGAUGAUCUCAUGGUGCUGUUAUCCUGCCUCAGAUGAACCGAUGUGGACUUGGGGUAGUUUGCUUGCCAUCCCUUUGAAUGCCGGGCUCAGUCCAUUGUCUGCUCUCAGAGCUGCUGUCAUCUGCAAGGAAGAAUCCUCAUCCAUGGCCUCUAAGUUCAGAGCCUGGGAUUCUGGGGGUGGUUAUUGGUAGGAAACCUCAAGCAAUCGAAAAUGUGGUCUUACUGUCCUGGCUCACUGGUGUUGACCUCACUGUGGCUAUGACUGGACCCAAGAGCUGCAGCCAGGCUGGUUCUGUAGGCUGUACCAGCUCUCAGCUGUCAGGAAGCCUGAGAAAAUGAAUUCACGGCCUCUGGUGCUCUAUGCCCUGAUUUUCACAUCAAGAAGCCUCUAUUCAGAUGCAAUCAAAGAAUUCUGAGACUUUCUUUUUCUGAUCAGUGCAUUGACCAGAAAUAGUAAAUGCAAUAAAAUCACCACACCUUGAACAAGAAAUAAAC